ACGCCGCAGUGUCCGCAGCGGGGCUGCGCUGCCCGAGCAUGCGAGCUGCCGCACCUCUGUACCGCGAUGCGGUGUGCGGGCAGCCCUGCCCUGCCUCGUGCCGGACCCUGAGCCCCGCAGGGUCGGGGCUUCGUCUUUCUCCGGGCUUGGCGAAUGCACCGAAACGGUGUCAGCCUUGCCAGUGCUUUGCUGCGAUCGUAGGAAUCGUAUUGCCGGAGUUCAGUGCGCUCCUGUUAACUGGGGGCUGAAGGCCAAGCCUGGGCAGGGGCAGGGCUGGGGGCCGCAGCCUGGCACUGCCUGCAGUGGGGCAGCGGUGCCCACGGGCUGGGCUGGCCGUCUGCAGCCUGACAACACACAUGCUGAGGAGCCCAGGCCCUCAGGGAAGGAAGGGAUUAUCCUGUAUACAGACCCCCACUGUGUCAACACUCUGUGAGGUUGUUAAUUAUUUAACAAAAGGCAGCAACCUAGUACAAGGCUAUCGUUAUCUUCUCCCAGCGUCAUCCUUUGUUCUCCUUGGAAUUAGCCUGUCACUUCCUAGGGUUUGGCUCUGUCCCUUGUUGGGACAGCAGCACCUCUCAUCCGUGACUUUGAAAAGUGCUGUACUGGCAGCAGCUCCAAGACCGAGCAAAAGAGCUCUCAGGAUGCCAGAGCCAGCAAAGUCAACCUCAGCCCCCAAAAAGGGCUCCAAGAAAGCUGUGACAAAGACGCAGAAGAAAGGUGAUAAGAAACGUCACAAAAGCAGGAAAGAGAGCUACUCCAUCUAUGUCUACAAGGUGCUGAAGCAGGUCCAUCCUGACACCGGCAUCUCCUCCAAGGCCAUGGGCAUCAUGAACUCCUUCGUCAAUGACAUCUUUGAGCGCAUUGCUGGAGAAGCCUCCCGCCUGGCCCAUUACAACAAGCGUUCUACCAUCACGUCCCGGGAGAUUCAGACGGCCGUGCGCCUGCUGCUCCCAGGAGAGCUGGCCAAGCACGCGGUCUCGGAGGGCACCAAGGCUGUCACCAAGUACACCAGCUCCAAAUAGCCACACAUCCCCUCUGCAAUGGGACCAUCGAGCACCGGGCCCUCCACGCAAGCACAGGUAGGCAGCCAUGGUCUGGAUGAAUGUCACAGCUAUUAUCCACAGCAAUUUGCAGCCUUGGGAUGGGCAUGAGAAGCUGCCCAGAGGAUGAGGAGACAGUGAUCUGGAGGUCAACUGGUUUUCAUAGUCUGUUCAGGAUGUGGAAAGGAUUUACUGAGGCUGGUAGUGGAGGCCCCAGCUUUCACAUCUCAUUCAAAGAACUGACCAACCAUAGUAUAUCCAGCCUCCUCUGUGCUUGGCAAACAUUCAUGUUUGGCACUGGGAGGGGGGACUGGCAGCAGCAACACAGAGACACCAUCCCUGAAGUCUUCCUGUUUGACUGCUUCCUCACAGUCAUCUGAUAAGGGUACUGAAGAGUCAGCGCUGCAUCCUCUCUCUCAUAGCCUGGAUCCCUCCUGGUGUGCAGUGGCUCAGCCCACCAUGUGCUGGCAGAAGUGGCAUCAACAGCUACCAGGCACAUACUGAUUCAACAGCUAUCUGUGCUUGACAGCCUGUUUUGAAGAGCAAGCCUGGCAGGCAGGCAGAUGCCCACAUUAAUACCAAGCACUAAUCCUCCUCCUUGCUCCUGAUGGAUGAGCCAUGGAGCAGGAUGAGGGUGCUGGCGCUGGAGCUGCCCACUGCCUCCCACCUUGUGCUAAGGUGGGGGGAUGGACAAGGUUGGAUGUUGGGAAUGGGUCUCUACCUUUCCUGGCUGCUGCUUUGCCUGCCUUAGGACUUGCUUUGGCAUGGAAGACAUUGCUAAUUCUGCUGCUUUUCAGAGACUUUUCCUGCCUCAAUGCUGCCUGGGUGCUCCCUUCCACCAUAAGCGUGGGCAAGACGGGGUGGUGCCCAUGGGGGUCCCUUCUCCUGUGAGCACUAGGGUGGUGCAGGACAAACAGCGCAGAGGUUUUGGGCAGGGACUGAGGGUUUGGGAAGGCAGCUGGUGUGGGAGCAGAGCUGAUUAGUGCAUUUUGAGGGGUGGGAGGAAGCUGGCUCCCCACAGAGAUCACUGCAGGCAGCUCACCUGGCCCUGCCCUUCCUAAUUCAUUCAGCAAUUAGAAAGCAAAAGCAAAAACGGGGGUUGGGUGGAUAUAUAGGGACACUUGCCUGCAUCCCAGAUAUUUUAAAGAUUAAAUAAUUUUAAACUACUUCAGAUACUCCCCAUAUCUUUUCAAAGUCCACAGUGAGGUGAGCAAUAAUAAAACUGUGAUAAAGCCAUAGAGAUUAGUGGAGGAAUGUCUCGGUUACAGGUUUAUCUUGCCCAGACUGCUGGAUAGCAGAAGAGCCUGUGUAGAACUGCUGUGAAGUUGAAGCUUCCUACUCAAAACACAAAAUUAGCCAACAUGAAAAAAAAACCAAAAAAAAAAAACCCCAAAGUCUCUGGUAGGCAGUAACACUCAAAUAAAAAAUACUCAUACCUAAAAUAACAACAGCUUUCUGCAACUUACUCUGUAAAUAAAGGGAACAACAAAGAAAUAGGAUCCAGAAGUAAGUGCAGAUUCUCCCUAAGCUUCAAUACCUUGUUUUUAAUUAAAAGGUGAAUUCAUAUCCCAGAAUAGAAGCUGUACAGUACAUUUCUGUCUUUCCCCUGCAUUUAUCUCUGCCCUGUUUCUUUACACUUUGAGAGUGAUUGGGACCUUUGACAAGUUUAUGUUGGUUUUGGAGCCGUAGGACUCUGCAGUUCCAGAAGAUUCACAUUGCAGUCAUUUUUCCAGUUAUCUGAGGAAAGGAGUGCAUAGCCCUGCUCAGAAACUUGAGAGCAGCCUGGGGUCUCAUGUGGUCUCUGUGCAUGAGUAAAGGUCAACUUUGUUUAUGGGCUGUUCCCACACCCCUGCUUUGGGCGUGAACACCCAACACUUGAACAGGGGCUUUCCUCCCAUGCUCUGCUCAGUGAUAGCACACAGCUGUGUUUCAUAGCCUAAUGUAGCGGGAAUCUCUGGUGAUAGCUCUCAGAAAGAACAAAACCCAGCUCCCUGGGUGCCAGCACCCACAAGGAGCAGCUCCCAGCAGCAGCACCUGGAUUCAGUAGCAUUGGUAGCCUGGGCCUUUUGGCAAGGACACUUUGCAGGUGACAGCUUAGUACUUCCUUUUAUUUUCCAAUCAAAUAGUCAAAAUCAGAUACCAAAGAUUAACAUGUACCUGCAAUGGGCCUAGAGCCACCACCCUGGACCCCUCUGCCAAAAGAAAUCCAGGCAGUGGAUGAUGCAUCAGGGGAACGUUGAGAGUGAAGGGCUGGAUGGCAUUGCUGGAACUUUCUUCUUCUGUCCCUAUGAGCUGCAGGUCAGAAUUCAUCCCCUUGGGGAGUCCUCUUGAAGGCAGGAAUUCAGAGUGGAAUGAACCCCCUCCAGUCCAAGCAGUGUGUUUGAACCAGGACAGACAUCUCCCGGCAUCACCUGGCACGGCCUCUACACUCUUGCUCUUUUGAGCAGAGCAGAGUCCCCCUUCUAUCACCACAGGCUGCAAGAAAUCAGGAAAAUAAAAUUAGCUAUUGGCCCUCCAGGGUCUCCUGGGCAGCCUGGGGAGCCAGGAGUGAGGCUGAGCACUUGGCGAGAGCUGCUUGCUCCAUACUCGUACUCAGAGUACUGAUCCCAUUUUCUUCUGCCACUGUUGCCAUUCUCCAUUUUUGGAGAUUGUUUCAGAGAGAGGAGAACCAAUGAUUUAAGGCUACAAAAAUACUUGAAGGAUUCAAGAAGAUUUUUAUAUUGUCUAAAGCCAAGUGACUGAGACUGAUCAUGUCCAUGCAUUUAUAGUUUAGGUUGUCCUUUCACACAUCAUUUGCUCUUCACUGUCCCUUUGGGGUUUUUUUCACUCACUCCUGACGAUACGAAGCACAGGACUGAGGAACUGAUCCAUGUUAAAACUUUUUUUCCCCCCUUUUUUUCAAGCUUUGUUUUAACCCUGUUCUGGUGGCUGCUCUGUUCUGUCACUAUUAUACAGACACUUGUGCCAGCAAAGGGAAGGGAUGAUCCAGGAAAGACGAGGCUGGUAUAAGCUAGGACUGACAUAGAAACCAUUUGGGAAGUUAAUGGCCCUAGUGUCAAGAAAAAAUGAAGGAAGGAAAUUGAGUCCUGCAGUGGUCCCACUAGCAGCGAAGAUGUGGCUUUUAAAUAGUGCACUAUGGAUGUUGCCCUUGCAGUGUCCCACAAGCAGUUUCUCUAACAGUCCUGACGCUGGAAAUCAAAUACGGCCUAUUUCUGCAGAUCCCACAGGGCUCAAGUUUUCUCAAGGGAAAGGCAGCAGGUUGGGAAGGGGACUCUGCUCCCAUGCAGCCACCCAGCUGUAGCAACUGGAGGUUCCUUGUUCAGCAGGCAAACCUACAAGACCCUUCCCACAGCUGCCUGCUGCUGGACAGGACACAUCCACAGCAGUUUAGUGGGAAUUAGUUUGAAUGUGAUGAGCUUGGGCUGAGCCUUAAUAUUAGAGGCAAUAGAAAGUAGUCUAAAAGUUCAAGGAUCGAUUGUCCACUAAGUAAUCUGAGGUGUGACAUACUUCACAGUUUCCUGGUAAGGAGGUUUGCUGCAGAAGAUGGGUUCUGCACUACAGGAUCCGUGCUUCUAAAAAAUACAUAUUUCCAGCUCUGGAAUUGAGAAAAUGUUUUAAAACUGAAGAUAAUAUACCAAGCCCUAUUGUCCCUGCCUGAUUCCCACUGCAGUCCCAGAAGCAUCUCUGGGCCAUGUCUGUGUUUUGCCAAUUUAAAAAGUAAAUCAACUACAUAUUGUAGUUGGAAAGAAAGAUGAAAAAGAUGAUACAGCCUUGAUAUUAACCUCUUAUUAACCUCAAGGACAUCACUGCACUGAGUUAUUUGUUUUCAUGUACAAUUCAAGAGAGAAAACAAGCUGCUAUAGAUCUUCUGAUUUUCCACCCUGCUUCCCUAGAAGGGCUUAAAGUCCAUCUGCCUUUCACAGCAGAGUUCAACCUCUGAAGGAACUGAGUGACCACCUGCAUGGAGUCUUGCUCCUGCUCAGGAGAGACAGGUUUUUAGUCAAGCAUGCGGAAAAUGAGGAAAAACAAGCGUGGAGGACAAGUGCCUGUCCUGGACACAACUGUGUGUCCCACGGAGGGACACUAAAGAGCCCUGCCCAGCAGAGCUGUGUGCCCUGUACACCCUUCGCACAGGUGACAGGCAGCCAAGUGGGUAGCCCCAAGUCCUGCCACCCCUGGAGCAGAGUUUGGCAUGGCCUCUGCAGAGCCCUGAGCAUUUGUCCCAUCAUAGCAUUUCCUGAUGGUUUACAUCCAGAUCAAAUUGUUUACAGGGAAAGGAAGAAUGGAAACUAAAAAACAAAAAUCACUAUCUGACAGAAUUUGGAGAGUUUCCUGGGACCACCACCUGGGGAGCAAUCUUUCAUGCUUACUCCAUGCACAGUAUCUCGUGGGCUUAUGUACACAGUUUUUCUGACAGUAAGUGUUACAUCAAGUAUGAUCCAUGCUAUAUUGCUGCUGGUUUAUGACCUUAGUGCUAAUUACCUGCUUUCUGUUAAAUGUCUAAAUAAAAUGUAAUUUCCAACCUGUUGGAAGUCAAUGGGA
This is a messenger RNA of Corvus hawaiiensis (hawaiian crow), 5582 nucleotides long. RefSeq names its product histone H2B 5-like. Gene Ontology annotation, molecular function: protein heterodimerization activity; structural constituent of chromatin; DNA binding. The coding region runs from base 357 to 1022 and encodes 221 amino acids. Gene Ontology annotation, cellular component: nucleosome. Lineage: Eukaryota; Metazoa; Chordata; Aves; Passeriformes; Corvidae. The transcript is spliced from 3 exons. The record is from RefSeq and is a predicted model, not a curated record.